Messenger RNA from Centrocercus urophasianus (Greater sage-grouse), 2463 nucleotides. RefSeq names its product cytosolic phospholipase A2 epsilon-like. The coding region runs from base 1 to 2463 and encodes 820 amino acids. Gene Ontology annotation, cellular component: cytosol. The record is from RefSeq and is a predicted model, not a curated record. Gene Ontology annotation, molecular function: calcium ion binding; calcium-dependent phospholipid binding. NCBI's taxonomy places the organism in Eukaryota, Metazoa, Chordata, Aves, Galliformes, Phasianidae. The transcript is spliced from 20 exons. Gene Ontology annotation, biological process: glycerophospholipid catabolic process.
AUGGAGGACAGUGGAGAUUUGACAGAACCUUCUCCAUGCAACUUACUCACCGUAAAAAUCAUACGGAUGAAAAAUGCCAGGAAAGCAGACUUGUUAACCCAGUCAGAUUGCUAUGUGAGCCUGAGACUGCCAACAGCUUCAGUGCAGAAUUUCCGAACGAAAACAAUUCCUAACACCAAGAACCCAACAUGGAAUGAGACCUUCCACUUUAUGAUUCAGAGCCAGGUUAAGAACAUUCUGGAGCUGAAAGUUUGUGAUGAGGACAAGGUAACUCAAGAUGACCAUCUCCUCACUGUUUUCUUCGAUGUCUCCAAAAUCCAGCUUGGAGAAAACAUUCAGCUGAGUUUCCAGCUGAAUCCACAGGGAAAAGAGGAGCUGGAGGUUGAAUUCACAAUGGAGAGUAGUCCGGAUCCUCCUGAAAACAUUGUUACUAAUGGCGUUUUAGUGUCCCGUGAAGUUGCUUGUCUGGAGGUGCAGGUGAAUGAUGGCAGGCUGAGAAAGGAUAGCACAGAGAGGAAAUUUGCACUGACAGUGGAUGGCUCAUAUGAGGGGAUGCAGACCCACACGCUGAACUCAUGCCUGUGUGCGGCCGCACCAGCGAGGUUCCACUACAUCAAACACCAUCAAUCGGCGCUGACUGUGUCACUGCCACGGCGCAGACGGCUCAGUAGGUCUGUAUCAAGUCAAAAUGAAAGGGAUAUGAAUGAGUCUGUGACUCUAGCUCUGAACUUGCUUCCUAUACAAGAGAAAAUAACUAUAGCAGAGGACAGGACAAUUGACUUGUAUGCAAAAGCAAAUGAAUGGACCCAGGGUUUGUGCUUCAGGCCAAGAAACCUAGAUGCUCGUCUGGGUUUUGACCUGUGCAUGGAUGAAAAGAAUUUCCUGCAAAAUCGGAGAAAGGUGGUUGCUGCUGCACUGAAAGAUGUUCUUCAUCUGGAAGAGGACUUACAAGACCAUGAGGUACCUAUAGUGGCUGUGACAACAGCAGGGUGUGGGAUAAGAGCACUGACAGGAAUGUAUGGCAGCAUGUUGGGUCUUCAAAAGUUGCGCGUUCUGGAUUGUGUUUCAUACAUCAGUGGCUCAUCUGGCACAACAUGGACCAUGUCAAAACUGUAUGAAGAUGCUGAGUGGUCACAUAAGGAUCUUGGAGAAAUAAUUAUUGAAGCUCGAAAGCAAGCAGCCAAGUGCAAGAUGAGUGCUUUUUGCUUGAGAAGUCUGAGGAAUUAUUACAAAGAGCUGAGUCAAAGGACCCAAGCAGGACAUAAAACAUCUUUUAUUGAUCUGUGGGGACUUAUGAUUGAAUCGAUGUUAAAUGAUGGGAAAUGCUACCACAGGCUUUCUGAUCAACGUCGAGCAGUGAACCAGGGCCAGAAUCCAUUGCCCAUCUACCUUGCCCUGAAUGUCAAGGAUAAAGUUACUACCAAAGAUUUUAGAGAGUGGGUAGAGUUCACGCCCUACGAGGUGGGCUUCCUGAAGUAUGGCGCCUUCAUUCGUGCAGAGGAUUUUGGCAGUGAGUUCUUCAUGGGUCGCUUGAUGAAGAAGCUCCCUGAGUCCCGAAUCUGCUUCAUGCAAGGAAUGUGGAGUAGCAUCUUCUCCAAAAACCUCCUGGAUGCCUGGCAUGCAGCAGACAAUUCAGAGGACUUCUGGCACAGAUGGACCCAAGACAAAGUGACUGAAAUAGAGGAACAACCAGACUUGCCUGAGAAGCCCUAUGAGAUGGCUACGUGCAUGUUCACUCCUACAAGCGGCCUCUCCACGACUCUGCGGGAUAUUCUGACGGACCGCCCUGCUGUCUCCAAGUACCACAACUUCCUGAGGGGCUUCCAGAUGCAUAAUGAGUACAUCCAGCACGAACAGUUUGCAAGAUGGAAAGACACUUUGCUGGACACUUCUCCUAAUGAUCUGAGAGGCCACUCAGAGCACUUGGAGUUGGUGGAUGCAGCUUUCUUUUUUGAAACUAGCUGUCCACCCCUUAUGAGACCAGAGAGGAAAGUGGAUGUCAUCAUACACUUAAAUUACACUGGUGGAUCGCAGACCUUGCCUCUAAAGCAAGCUUGCAGUUACUUCUCAGAGCAGGGAAUUCCAUUUCCCAGCUUUGGGCUGAAGGAUGAUGAGAAGAACCUGAAAGAGUGCUAUGUGUUCGAUGGUGCAGACUCCCCCGGAGCUCCUCUGCUGCUUUACUUUCCACUAGUGAAUGACACUUUCCAAAGAUAUGUAGCACCUGGCAUGUCUCGCAGUGCUGCAGAAAUGGAACAGGGCAAGGUUGAUCUCUCCAGUUUCUGCUCUCCAUACUCAACAAGGGAAGUGUCACUGAAAGCAGAAGAUUUCAACAAACUCCAGAAGCUGACUACUUACAACAUCAUGAACAAUGAGAAUAUGAUUAUUCAGGCCUUGCGCAUGGCUGUGGCUCGGAAGAAGCAGGCUCCAAGCCAGCCUGUAUCACAGACACAGGCCACUGGUUGA